AUGGGAAUUGAAGAUAAGAAGAUUGACAAAAUAGGGUCAGAUAUCAACGAAUCGAUACCGUACUUGACAUCUGAUGAAAAAUCCUCUACCCUGAGAGAAGUGUUUCCCGAAACAAUAACUACUAAUAACCACAAAAAUCCCAGUGCAGAUCAAGAAAUAAUGCAACUGAAAGAGAGUGCUCUCCGAAGAAAGAAAGGGGUGGUUCUGCUUGAAAAACAGCUGGAGAAGGAGAAAGAGGAAACUCAGGUAAAGCCGUGGGUUCAUCUCAUAUCUGGAGGUUUAGGUGGAAUGUGUGGUGCGAUAUUCACCUCUCCAUUCGAUGUUGUCAAGACUAGAUUGCAGUCCUCGGUUUAUAGAGAGGCCUAUAAAAGUCAUGCAGGGUCAAAUUCAAUUACUGGAAGUAUGGCCAAACAUUUUAAAGAGACUUGUUCCAUUAUAUAUAAGGUGUAUAAAGUUGAAGGACCUAGAGCUUUAUUCAAAGGACUUGGUCCGAACUUAGUUGGUGUUAUUCCUGCAAGAUCGAUUAAUUUCUUUACUUAUGGCUACACCAAAGAUGUUUUGAAGAAAACAGACUAUUUCGGUGGACAGGAAACAUCUUUCAUGCACUUGCUGGCGGGCCUGAAUGCUGGUAUAGUAACAAGUACUGCCACAAAUCCUAUUUGGCUGAUAAAGACACGACUUCAGCUAGACAAGGCUACAAAAAAGCAGUACAAAAACUCUUUUGAUUGCUUGUACAAAACGCUCAAAACAGAAGGUAUAGGGGCUCUGUACAAAGGAUUAUCUGCAUCCUAUUUGGGAUCAGGUGAAUCGACAAUACAAUGGAUUCUUUAUGAGCAGAUGAAGCACAUGAUUAACAACAGGGCAGAGAGACUUGCUGCUUGUGGAUGUGAAAGAACUCGUAUGGAUGACAUUGCUGAUUGGUUUGCAAGAUCUGGUGCUGCCGGUUUCGCCAAGCUUAUUGCGUCUCUAGCUAUGUAUCCUCAUGAAGUUGUGCGGACAAGGUUAAGACAGGCUCCAAUGGAAAAUGGAAAGCCAAAAUAUACAGGGCUCAUGCAAUGUUUCAAGGUCAUAUAUAAAGAGGAAGGCUUUUUAUCAUUUUAUGGUGGAUUAACGCCUCAUCUUAUGAGAACUGUUCCAAAUAGUAUGAUUAUGUUUGGCACUUGGGAAUUGUUUACUAAGGCUUUGUCAGAUUUAUGA
Brettanomyces bruxellensis is the source of this 1197-nucleotide messenger RNA. RefSeq lists its product as uncharacterized. The transcript has a single exon. Gene Ontology annotation, cellular component: mitochondrion. Gene Ontology annotation, biological process: pyrimidine nucleotide import into mitochondrion. Lineage: Eukaryota; Fungi; Ascomycota; Pichiomycetes; Pichiales; Pichiaceae. The record is from RefSeq and is a predicted model, not a curated record. The coding region runs from base 1 to 1197 and encodes 398 amino acids. Gene Ontology annotation, molecular function: pyrimidine nucleotide transmembrane transporter activity.